Molecule: messenger RNA, 1494 nt
Organism: Trematosphaeria pertusa
Lineage: Eukaryota; Fungi; Ascomycota; Dothideomycetes; Pleosporales; Trematosphaeriaceae
Exons: 1
Coding region: 1-1494 (497 amino acids)
Molecular function (GO): protein binding
Source: RefSeq, a predicted model, not a curated record
AUGAUUCGAACUUCUGUAUUGCCGGAAGAGCUCCUGCUCAAUAUCCUCGAGGAUUUGAGGGGCGACUCUCGCACGCUCGCCAGCGUAUGCCGAGCGUCCAAAACACUCAAUCGGAUCGCAAUACCGCUGCUAUAUCAUACGAUUAGCUUGCAUGGACUAAGGACAAAGGGUGCCAUUGCCCUCCUUAUUCGUACCUUUUACGAGCAUCCAUCGCUUACGGAGCACUUGAGGAUUUUCUCCCUCACUGUAUUUAGGUAUGACUACGACGAUGGCGGGUACCCUUCGAUGAUCGACGAACUCGGUCACCUCGACGACUUCGGCCACAUCGACGAACUCGAAUACUUCAAGAAACUGUGUCUGGAUUCAAUGAAUCGCUUUGUCACUGAUUCCGACUAUCUCGAGAUGAUCUCCGAUGACCGUAGACCCUCUAAACGCUGGCUCAUCACUCACGAGCUUAGAGGCUCUGAGCGCUGGAGAGAUCAGGCGCUCCUCGCGGGCCUGUUACUCCUUUUCCUAGGCGACAGGACAAUUGAUGUAACCGUUGCAGCCUACGAGAAUCCUAGCGCCUGUGAUGUGACGACAUCGAUCUUCGGAUGUCUUUAUGAUUUAGAGCCACGCAAUCCAUACAACGCUCUAUACGACAUUACAGUUCGGCCAGCCCUCCAUCACUGGGCCCGCAACGUUGAGCGGUUAAACCUGCUAAGCACUACGUUGCCGCUUCUAGGCUCUGGUUUCGAUCGACUGAAGACUCUGGAGGUGAAAUCCGUCCUCGAAUGGGUCAUCGAAGAUGAACCGCGCUUCGGCAAUGACCUGCGCCUCAACGGCAUGGUCCUAUGCGACGCCGACUUACCGUUUAGGCACCUCAAUACCCUUAUACUCCACAGCCACUGGUCUGAGCUCGAUGACUUGUGUUUAUUGCCAGUGCUGCUCGAAAAACUGGGCUGGCCCCGAUUAGCUAACAUAGCGCUCUACCUGGACCAUGGCCCUCGCAAACGGACCGAGCCGAUACGUCGUGAUCCAGGCUUUGACGUUGCCGUUCGCAACAUGGAUAGCGUAGCCGACACCUUGGAGGACCUGACCAUCCAAGUAAAUAAGGCUAGUGUGGAAGAGGGAUGGUUCGACAUUGCUUCCCUGGGGCGCUUCCUUGCCAUCCAAACGCUCUCCCGCUUCACACGACUACGUAAGCUUACGGUUCCUCGAGAAGCUAUCGUGCACUAUGAUAACGGUGUACCGAGUCUUGGAAACUCAAAUAUCGCAUUAACCUUGCCUCCAUCACUUCAAGAGAUCACAAUUUCGCAUCCGGACGAAGAGGUCUUGACUUGGCUUGGGGACCUCUGCGGGGUAAGGGAGCUGGGCUACCUCGAAAAUCUUAGCAAGAUUACCUUGGCAUGUGGAUCGGGCUGGGGCAAGCCAGCUGCUUGGUUCGAACAAUCGCAUCAUGUUCUGGAGAAUCUCCGAGCGGAAGGGAUUGCUGUGGAGACAGUCACCUGGUGA